AUGGCUGCUUGUCAUCUCCGUUCAAUCAGCUUACCAUAUGGAUCUCAUCCUCUAACUGCAACUAUUGAGGAGCAUCUGUACAAGUUGAAGGCAUCACAGUCCUCCUCAAUAUUCCACAAAUUGAGUGGCCUAAAGAAUUUGUACGAGUGUGUUGAUGAUUUGCUACAACUGCCACUGGCCCAACAGUCUCGCUCCCAUGAGAGGCAAAGCCAGUGCGUAGAAAAUGCAUUGAAUGGAUCUCUGAAGCUCUUGGAUUUGUGCGACUCCAUGAGAGACUUUUUCUCAGAUAUGAAGGAAUGUGUGCAGAGGCUUGAAUUAUCUCUCAGCAGAAGAAAAGGCGGAGAGUCUGGCUUGACAGGUGAAGUUGACAAAUACAUGACAUAUAGAAAUAAGUUGAACAAAGCAAUUUGCAAAUGUCUAAGAAAUUUGAAGAAAAAGGAGAGGAAUUGUGCAAUGGCAGAUUUGGACAACAACUCCAAUUUGACAAAUAUGAUUAGCAUGCUAAGAGGAGUUCAAGAAAUUGGACUUGUGGUGUUUGAGUCGAUCUUAUCUUUUAUUUCUCAGCCAAAGGCAAAAUCAACAUCCUCUAGCUGCAAAGACAUCAGUAUUUCACAACUUCAAAAUGUUCUAAAAGGAUUAGAAGCACUGGAGUCAAGCGUUCAAGAAGUAGAGGAGGAGCUGGAAUGCAUCUAUACCCAAUUGGUGAAAACCAGAGUAUCCCUUCUCAACAUUCUGAAUCAUUAAUGUUGGCGUUUCCAUCAACUGCACAACACAAUUUUGUAUCAUAAGACUUUCACUCUAGUUGUAGAUAUAUGUACAGAUAGAGAAUGAAAUUCAAUACAACAUGCUAAGAUUGAUAAACUUUCCCUCAA
Molecule: messenger RNA, 872 nt
Organism: Hevea brasiliensis (rubber tree)
Lineage: Eukaryota; Viridiplantae; Streptophyta; Magnoliopsida; Malpighiales; Euphorbiaceae
Exons: 2
Coding region: 1-744 (247 amino acids)
Biological process (GO): root development; shoot system development
Source: RefSeq, a predicted model, not a curated record